AUGAAACCAGAAACUUUAGUUAUGAAAAUAAUAGAAGCUAUGGAAACGAAUUCGCCGACUCUAAUAACUUACAACGGUAAAAAAGUGCAUAUAACCCAAAAGAUUAUCGAUAAAUACAAACAUUGCAAAGUCAGAGACGAUAUAGACUUGGAAAGAAUUGAUGAGAAUUUAACUAAAAAAGGUGGAUUUUUACCUUUCUUACCUUUAAUCUUUGCUGGUUUAGCUGCAGCCGGUGCAACUGCUGGUGGAGCUGCUGGGAUAGCCAAAGCACGUAGACACAAUUUGGCAAUGGAAAGAGAAGCACGAGGAGGUUCGGGAGUAGGAGAUAUCUGA
Messenger RNA from Lottia gigantea (owl limpet), 333 nucleotides. RefSeq lists its product as hypothetical. The transcript has a single exon. The coding region runs from base 1 to 333 and encodes 110 amino acids. Lineage: Eukaryota; Metazoa; Mollusca; Gastropoda; Lottiidae. The record is from RefSeq and is a predicted model, not a curated record.